Chlorella variabilis is the source of this 1749-nucleotide messenger RNA. RefSeq lists its product as hypothetical. Lineage: Eukaryota; Viridiplantae; Chlorophyta; Trebouxiophyceae; Chlorellales; Chlorellaceae. The transcript has 11 exons. Gene Ontology annotation, biological process: lipid metabolic process. Bases 1 to 1749 code for a protein of 582 amino acids. The record is from RefSeq and is a predicted model, not a curated record.
AUGGUACAGCUACGAGCGCUGUUUUUCGCGCUGCUGCUGUCUUGCGCUCUGCGCGGCAGCUCGGCAUCAGGACGCCGGCUGGCGGGGCUGUUCGAUUGGUUUGGGGAGGACCAGGAGCAGCCCGUUGCGGCCACGGACCCCUCCUACGUUAGGCCCAUACAAACCUACAACCCCAUGACUGCCACCACGGCCUACGCACUUCAGUACGUGCUUUCCGGGCAGUCGGGCAAGGUGCCCAACCAAACGGUGCAGCUCACCAACGGCGCCGUGCAGCUGUUCAGCCCGUGGGAGGGCGACCUGGUGCUCGUCUUUUCCACGAGCAGCGGCGCCAAGGCGGAGGCCGCCACGGGAGGCAAGCGCGUGCCCUUCCUCCAGCCCUUUGUAUACACCGCCGAGGGUCCUGCGCCGGUGGUGGACGCCUUCUCCUCCCUCCUCUCCCCCACCGGCGCCACCAAGGGGGAGGGCCCGCUGGCGGAUGCGGUGGGGGCGGUGAGCGGCGGCCGAGAGCUGCACCGCAUUGUGUGCACGGGCGCAGACCCGGGGGGCGCGGAACUGGCAGCGCUGUGCGGCCCCUGGGCGGCGCUGCGCUACCCGACCGCCAACGCUGACGUCAUCACCUUUGGGGAUUCAUGGAGCCCCGCCUACAACCCGCCGUUCUCCUGGGCCUUCCAGCAGCUGGUCACCCUGCACUACCUGUGGCCCUUCGACCUGGCAGCCAUCCAGCCCAAUGCAACCGCCGCAGACCCACUGCUGGCGAUGGCCGAGGCUGUGAACCCUUUCAUCAAUGCCGAGACAGUCGCCCAGGCGGUGGCAGUGCCCAGCCUGCCUUCCUGGGUGCCCAAGGCGUACGAAGGCUGGGACCCCGAGGACGCUCUGGGGGAGCUGGGGCCGGCUGUGAACCUGCCAGAGGAGUACCAGCUGCCUGAGAGCGAGUGCCCUCCCAUCCUUUGCAAGACGCGGGAGGCCCUGGCGCUCAGCUGCCUGGGCUUUGGCAAGGACGCAGACUAUGGGACUGACGUGUUUGAGGACAUGCCACACAUCAUGAUGAAAGAUCCCGAGACAGACGGCGAUGCCGUGGUGGCAUGGAACGAGAGCAGCGCCACUCUGUACCUGCUGUUCAAGUACACCGAGGAAAGUGAGGAUUGGCUGAUUGAUGCCCAGGCCACACAGAGCGAGGACUUCACCACCGCCAUUGCGCCCUUCUCCCAGGCCCCGCCGGGAGACCGCCUCUCCGAUGUGGUGCCCGACGUCGAGGUGCACAGCGGCUUCUGGCGCCAGUUCUCCAGCCUGGCCGUGACGCCCGUGGAGGAGGGCGCCAAGUCGUGCCUGCUGGGCGUGCCCAUGUCUGCCCUGCUGGAUGCGGUGUGCAACCUGACGGGCGGCACCACCCCGCUGCGCGUCGUCAGCAGCGGCUUCAGCCUGGGGGCGGCGCUGUCGGAGCUGGGCGGCGUGUGGGCGGCGCAGCUGUGGCCGGGCGCGGAUGUGACGGUGGCCAACCAGGGCGGGCCGAUCGUGGGGGACGAGAAUUUCGUGAUCCUUGCCCAGGCCACCUUUGGUCGAGCCUACAAGUAUGUGUACCGUCUGGAUGAGGUGCCCUCCAUCCCGCCCCUCCCCGACUACCACCAGAGCCGCAGCAGCAUCUGGAUUGUGGAGGAUGCAGAUGGGAACACAAACGUGAUGCUGCAGUUGUUGAACGCCACACGCGUGGUCGUGCCCGCAUGGGUGUUCAAUGCUACCGUCGCCAAGUAA